Molecule: messenger RNA, 1628 nt
Organism: Amoebophrya sp. A120
Lineage: Eukaryota; Dinophyceae; Syndiniales; Amoebophryaceae
Source: the annotation of a GenBank genome assembly
AUGGCGCAGGUGUUCCAGAUGUUUCAACUUACCCUCUUCUUUCUCGUCUUCGCCGGCGAGAUGCUGUUCGAAAAGAUGCUCAAGCUGCCAAUACCGGGCCUGGUGCAGGCGCUGAGCGGAAACAAGAUGGCCAGUUUCAUGAGUACUUAAUUCAAUUUGAAGAUUUGUGAUGUCAAAGCAAUGGUCGUAGCAACGUCGUGCUUGGAAUAAAAGCAAAAGCGAGAACGACAUUUCAUACAUUCGUAAGCUAGCGAAUAAAAACACACGCAUAAAUACCGUGGCGCCUCAUCUUUUGCGUAUGCAUCUUGACAAUGAAGAAAUUCAGUCGUCAGUUAAUUAUCUACACACCACAACAGUUAUCUGGCUUUUCGGAAACGUAGCCGCGUCCGCCUUUCUGCAAACCGGUGCGUUUGAGAUUUACUACCAGGACAAGGUAGCAUGGUCGAGUCUGGCAAAUAACCACCGCAUAUCAAAUGUAAAAAUGUCUGGGUCUGGAAGAAUGCGAAUUUGUCAUGCAUAUUUUGCAUGCCCCAAGAGGUCUGCAAUGCAGGACUUAGCAUGACAGGUUCUGUGAAGUCUCUAUCAUGUCUAUCCGCAUGACAAACUGCCGCUACACUUGUUCAAACGUGGACGCCUUUUGGUAAUCAUGCAACACAAAUUUCUGUACUAUCCAGACUUCGCGUGACAAGUUCCAACCUUCCAGACCCAGACAUUUUUACAAUCCAUACCGCAUGCCAAACUACCACGACAUCUUCUACGGGUGUAAACGGGUUUAUCCUGUGCAAAAGUAUCGUACUCGUAGUAAUCGCAGUCAUGCAUUACAAAUUCCCAUCCCAAGGUAAAACAGCAUUACAAAUUACAUUUCUCAUGCUGAGCCUAGGGCCAAGACGACACCGUGAGGACGACCACAGGGGGUCCGUCUCAAUGAUGAUGAUGAUGCUGAGCAAAUUUGUCAUGCGAUUUAUACUAGUACGAUGCUUUUGCAAUUCAUAGGGUUGGCCUGGAGUUGAUGCAGAGCGCAGUGCCGUAGUGUGAGAUGGCGGCUCUGCAGUCUUUCUACCAGAACUGGAAUUUCCCCUCCUAAUAAUCCUGCUACGUCUACCUCUACCCCGGUAGCGGAUAUGAAAGCGACAACAAGGGAUAGUACUUCUACCCCAACUACCCGUACCCCUCACCGCCCCAGAAGUGAAUCUCUUCUGACGACAUUCGUAUUUCAUGAUGCGCUAUCACAUCAGCAAUACAGCAACAGCACGCCAGAGACGACUUGUAGUGGAGAUCUCCCUUUGAGAAUACAGAUAAGGAGGCAGUGCUGACUCAUGCUGGCGGCAUCUUCCGGGGAAUUUUCGUCAGUAUAUCCUUUGACAAGCAUGACUACAAAAAAGUGUGACGCGCACAGACAGAGACAGACAGUGGGCAUAUGCUUAUGCCAGCUGUUUUGUUUCGGUUUCCGUGCGCUGAUUUUCAGCGAGUUUUAUGUUUCUUGUCAACACAACGGGAACGCCCCUGCGAAUCAUGCUGUAAAUGGUGGUGGUUUGCAAUGAAAUGUUGGACGAGGAAGAUGAAAAAUAAACGAAACAUAGCGACAACAAAAGCAAAAGGAAAAAACGCAAAAGACGAAAUAUGCAAGG